Pimephales promelas (fathead minnow) is the source of this 2478-nucleotide messenger RNA. RefSeq names its product serpin peptidase inhibitor, clade H (heat shock protein 47), member 1b (gene serpinh1b). The record is from RefSeq and is a predicted model, not a curated record. Gene Ontology annotation, molecular function: serine-type endopeptidase inhibitor activity. NCBI's taxonomy places the organism in Eukaryota, Metazoa, Chordata, Actinopteri, Cypriniformes, Leuciscidae. Gene Ontology annotation, cellular component: endoplasmic reticulum. Gene Ontology annotation, biological process: negative regulation of endopeptidase activity; collagen fibril organization.
UUAUUUUGUAUGCUAAAAAGGCUGCUGCACACAGGGUCAGAGAAUACUUUUUUUUUUCUCUUAUUACAAGUAAAAAAAAAAGACUUUUUGCAUUUUUAAAAUGUAUUUACUUGCAACUAGGGGGAAACAAAUUUCUUUACUGUUAUCUUAUGCAAAACUAGUCAAAACUAGUUUAUGUGUAUAUGUGGUUGUGUAAUAUUAAUAGUUGUUUUAUAUAUACAUUUAGGUUUCUUCUUAGUGAUGCAAAUUUGUGCUGUUUUUCUUUUUUUCUUUACACUAAACUGUAAAGAGUGAGCAAAUUUUUCCAUUGGGAGUGGUUUUAUGCUAUCACUCAAUCAGUACAAUUCACAUGCGGGUCUACUGUGGAAGUUCUGAUUGGUUGAAAGUUUCUCCCUCAGAUCUUCUAACCAAUAAGAAUAGUCCACGUGUCUUUCUUUCUCUGUGUGCAUGAAAUAGCAGCAAACUUCUUCAAUUUCUGCUUCAAAUCGAACCUUAUGAGAAGCAGGGAGUUCAAGUCACUGAUUUUGUGACUGUUUUGCACUGUAACCAAUGUACAUAAAUAUAUUUUUGUGUAGAUUAUCCAAAUGCACCUCUUGUCUUUCAGAGUGAAAAUCGCAAUCGUUGACAACUAUGAAUAUGAAAACGUAUCAAGGCUUUCAUUACUACCCAAAAAUACAGCAAGCAUGUGGGCGUCCAACCUCAUUGCUCUAUGCCUUUUGGCUGUGGCCGUGUCCGGUGAGGACAAAAAGCUGAGUACCCAUGCAACCUCCAUGGCAGACACCAGCGCAAACCUAGCCUUCAAUCUCUACCACAACAUCGCCAAAGAAAAGGGACUUGACAACAUCCUCAUCUCCCCUGUGGUGGUGGCCUCCUCUCUGGGCAUGGUAGCCAUGGGAGGCAAAUCCUCCACUGCAUCCCAGGUGAAGAGCCUGUUGAAGGCUGACGCCCUGAAGGACGACCAUCUGCAUUCAGGCCUGUCAGAGCUUCUGAGUGAGGUGAGCGACCCCCAGGCCCGCAACGUCACGUGGAAGAUCAGCAACAGGCUGUACGGCCCCAGCUCUGUCAGCUUCGCAGAGGACUUCGUCAAGAAUAGCAAGAAGCACUACAACUACGAACACUCGAAGAUCAACUUCCGUGAUAAGAGAAGCGCCAUCAACUCCAUCAAUGAGUGGGCUUCCACGUCCACUGCCGGAAAGCUGCCAGAAAUUACCAAGGAUGUGAAAAACACAGACGGUGCUAUGAUCGUCAAUGCUAUGUUCUUUAAACCCCACUGGGAUGAGAAGUUCCACCACAAGAUGGUCGAUAACCGUGGUUUCCUGGUUUCCCGCUCUCACACGGUCUCUGUUCCAAUGAUGCAUCGCACAGGCAUCUACGGCUUCUAUGAGGACACACAAAACAAGCUGUUUGUGGUCAGCAUGCCUUUGGCACAUAAGAAGUCCAGCAUGAUUUUCAUCAUGCCCUACCACGUGGAGCCUCUGGAGAGACUGGAGAAACUUCUCACCCGCCAGCAGCUGGACACCUGGGUCGGCAAGCUCGAGGAGAGAGCCGUCGCCAUCUCACUGCCUAAAGUUAGCAUGGAAGUCAGCCACGACCUUCAGAAACACCUGGGUGAACUUGGUCUCACUGAGGCUGUGGACAAGACUAAAGCUGACCUGUCCAACAUUUCUGGCAAGAAAGAUCUUUACCUGGCCAAUGUCUUCCAUGCCUCUGCCUUCGAGUGGGACACAGAGGGAAACCCAUUUGACACCAGUAUUUAUGGCAGUGAGAAGAUCAGGAACCCCAAGCUCUUCUACGCCGACCAUCCCUUCAUUUUCCUUGUGAAAGACAACAAGACCAACUCCAUCCUUUUUAUUGGCAGGCUUGUUCGGCCUAAGGGUGACAAAAUGAGAGAUGAAUUGUAACUUUUAGGAGAUUUGAAUUCUAUUUUACGGGGUUUUAAAUAGUAUUGUUGUUGUUAAUGAUGUGACUUUUACCUCAUGAGCCCAUUCCAAUGGAUUAUCUGUGUUGUUUCGACAAUCUAAGUCAACCUGUCAGUACAAAAACAUUGUUUUAAGGAGAUUGGUGAUACAUCAGGAGGUGUGGAAUUGGAACCCCACAAAUGUAUACAAAGUUUUGACAUCAAUUAGUUAAUGUGCAUUUUUCAAUCAGACACUAUGCUUACAUUAAGUGUAGUGCCAUUGAUGUUAAGCUGUUGUAUUGUGGUAUUUUAGAUUGUGCUUGUAGAAUCCCAUGUGAGAUCUGUGUAGGGUUUGCCUUAUCUUUAACGUUUAAAGGGAAAAGGUGGUCCUAUGCAAUUGUUCCUCAAGCACAAUUGUUGGUUCUCUGUUUUCACUUCCAUCAAGAUUUUUUGACUCCUGCACUGAUGCCUUUCUUCUAAAUUCUCCAUUUUGUACCAUAUCUUUUGAGAAAGUGUGCUAUUUUUUUUUUUAAAUCAAUUUUCACUCUGUUUGUUUUUUCAAUAAACUGAAAUGAAAAAUA